This is a messenger RNA of Leptomonas pyrrhocoris, 504 nucleotides long. RefSeq lists its product as hypothetical. Lineage: Eukaryota; Euglenozoa; Kinetoplastea; Trypanosomatida; Trypanosomatidae. The coding region runs from base 1 to 504 and encodes 167 amino acids. The record is from RefSeq and is a predicted model, not a curated record. The transcript has a single exon.
AUGUUUCGUCAGAGGGCUGGCCAGACUCGUUCGGCUUCGCCGAUUUUCCGUAUUGCGGUAACGUGCGCUUUUCCCGCCGCAGCUUGGCGGGUUUCGUCCGAUUACUUGCGUUCCGCGGCAAUCGCCGUCUUUUCUACUUCCAAAGCGAUCUUUGCCUCAUCAAGCUCGUUGCGCUCUUUUUUGAGCAGGGCCGCCUUGUUUUCGUUGGAGCUUUUUGAUCAACGGCCAGUUUUUUCUCAACUUCCAACUGAGCCUUUCCUGCCUCGAGGGUAUUCCCCCGUCGCUGCAGUUUUGCGAUCCAUUCCUGCGCCUCCUUCUGGAGACGGUCCCAUCUGGUGUCCAAGGCUUCGCGACCCCUUGCGUACACGCGUUUCUUUUGUUUUAGCUCUCUUUCACGAGUGGAGACGUAUCGCUCACGGUCUUCCAGGUUGGACUUCUGGAAAUCAAGCUGUUCUUGAAGCUGCUUUGCGUCGUUGUCCACAUUGCACGUGUGAAGCGUGUUGA